UCAACAUGAGAGCUCCGGAAUUAACAGAAGAGCUCAAAAACGACCUGAAGGCACUUAAGAUGCGCUCCGCUAUGGACCCAAAGCGCUUCUACAAGAAGAAUGACAGAGAAGGACCUCCCAAGUACUUUCAGGUUGGUACAGUGGUUGACAACCCAGUAGACUUUUAUAGUUCAAGAAUCCCUAAGAAACAAAGGAAAAGGACCAUGGUGGAGGAGCUGCUUGCAGAUGCAGAGUUUAGAAGCUAUAACAAAAAGAAAUAUCAAGAGAUCAUGGCAGAAAAAGCAGCACAGGCCGCUGGCAAGAUGAACAAAAAGCACAAGUUUCAUAAAAAGAAAAUUAAUUUAUAAUUUCAUAAGAUUAAUCAGUUUUUUUGUCCUCUUUCCUGAACAAGAAUUGUAUAGCCUUUGUAAAUAUAAGGCAACUAUAUUUUUAUUUUCAGUGGAUUAUUGAACAACCGUUUUUAGUGUUAUAAUCAUAUGCAUUGCAUGUAAAAAAGAAACACAUGCAGAUUGUACAGAGACAAUGAUUUUAGAGAUUGUCUGACUGAUUACACCUCUGUGGAUUCAUAAUUAAUCAAGUCCAAAGAAAGCGUACUGUAGUAAAUACUGUAAAUAACAUCUUGUCAAACUCUCA
Molecule: messenger RNA, 633 nt
Organism: Carassius gibelio (silver crucian carp)
Lineage: Eukaryota; Metazoa; Chordata; Actinopteri; Cypriniformes; Cyprinidae
Product: deoxynucleotidyltransferase terminal-interacting protein 2-like
Exons: 3
Coding region: 6-347 (113 amino acids)
Biological process (GO): RNA processing
Cellular component (GO): nucleolus
Molecular function (GO): RNA binding
Source: RefSeq, a predicted model, not a curated record